Messenger RNA from Tigriopus californicus, 2167 nucleotides. Its product is annotated as mesoderm induction early response protein 1-like. The coding region runs from base 100 to 1998 and encodes 632 amino acids. NCBI's taxonomy places the organism in Eukaryota, Metazoa, Arthropoda, Copepoda, Harpacticoida, Harpacticidae. The record is from RefSeq and is a predicted model, not a curated record. The transcript has 4 exons. Gene Ontology annotation, biological process: negative regulation of transcription by RNA polymerase II. Gene Ontology annotation, molecular function: transcription corepressor activity; histone deacetylase binding. Gene Ontology annotation, cellular component: nucleoplasm.
GUGGCAAGUGCCUCCGUUCAGUAUUGAAAACAGAGGGAAAACAAAACAAGAAUCGCUUGGAUAAGAUAGAAUUUUCGCCCCAAACCCUCCUCGGCCGAUAUGAACAGUGACUCGGCCACGCCUUUACCGGCCUCAAACCAUCCCCCGCCAGUUAUUCCACCCGCUGACGCCCACCAGGUCCACGCCCACGCCCCGGAUGAGGAUGACUCGUUAGUCAUUGACCUGAAGCCUGAAAGUGAGUCGGUCAGCUCACCGAGCAGCACGCCCGCGCCCGCUCGAUUGCCGGCCGGCCCCAGCCCGCAACGAGCGCCAGGUCAGCGAACUAGCGCUGAUGGGGUGUUGCUUAGUGGUGUCGAGGGGAGCGCCAAGGAGGGCGUGGGGUCAGGCGCCAGCCCCGGGGCCGGCACGGGCGGGAGUGAGGAGGAAGAGAAAGAAUUUGAGCCGACCGUGGAGAUGAUGAUGAAUGACUUCGAUGACGAGCGCACUCUCGAAGAGGAGGAAGCACUGCAAGAGGAUAAUGAAACGGAUACGGCCGCCGAGGUUGAAGCCCUGGAGCUCGAGGGUGACAUGCCAUUGGGGGAUCUGCUCAAGAUGUACGGCUAUAAAGCGGGCGCCGAAGACGAGCCUAGUGACUCGGAGACCAAAGAUAGCCCAACGGCCUCACCGGCCAAGGACGAGGACGAGGACGGCGAAGAAGAGGAAGAGGAAGAAGAAGAUGCCCUGGCCGCCACCACGUCCUCGCCCAAAGCCGGGGACAAACGCUCCAAUUCGGACGAGGACAAGUCGGAGGACGUCAAAAGCGGAGCCAAACGCGGAUCCAUGAGUCCGCCCCCGCCUGCCAAGAAGAGUAAGUCCGAAUUGGCCCGCUUCUACUAUGAGGACCAGCAGGGGCGGUCCCUCCGCUCCUCGGCUAUGGGCGGUGGGGGUGGAAGUGGGUCGUGUUCACUUUCAGGCGCUCCGGGUGAAGAUGAGGAGGAGGAUAGCGAUGGGGGAGGAUUAGGGGGCGGGAACGGGGACGAGUCCGAUAUGGAAGGACGGGAUUACUCGUGGAAGAAGACCAUCAUGAUCGGGCCCUCGUUUCAAGCCAGUGUCCCGUCCGACAUGUCCAAGUACGACGACACCUUGCCCUACGAGAACGAAGACAAACUCCUCUGGGAUCCCAAGCUACUCACCCGCCAAGAGGUGGAGCAAUACCUGUCCAGGUCCCAGGAUUCGCUCAACCAAUCGGGCGUGGCUAGUCUGCCCAUGGGAGACCAUAUUCGCGAUGACGAGCAGGCCCUGCAUUUACUGCUGCAAUGCGGCUACAAUUACGAGGAAGCUCUUCGUCGUCGCCGAAUGAACCCGUUGAGUCCAGCUGAAACCAUGUCGCUGUGGUCGGAAGAGGAGUGUAGGGCUUUUGAGCUCGGAUUACGGCUUUACGGGAAAGAUUUUCACAUGAUCCAGCAACAGAAAGUCCGGACGCGGUCCGUGGGCGAAUUGGUGCAAUUCUACUACCUGUGGAAGAAGACCGAACGACACGACGUAUUCGCCAACGCCACCCGACUUGAGAAAAAGAAGUACACUCUUCAUCCAGGGACCACAGAUUACAUGGACCGGUUCAUAGAUGAGCAAGAACAGAGUCAUCCGCAUCCUUCCCCGAAUUACCAUUCCUUGUUGUAUGGAACCGACGGAAAGAGGGGCAUAUCUAUCAACACGCCGAGCGGGCAUCACCAUAGUAUGUUGAAGCCAACGGAGGCUGCUAUCAAUGGCUCUGCCCCGCCCAUUACGUCAUCCCAUACGCCCAAUGCGUCCAACGGUUCAGUCCUCUCCUCGUCGUCCACAACCAACGGAUCUUCCGGCCUCUCAGUACAAAACAUGAUCGCGUUUCCGGAAAACCCACCCAGCAGUAAUAACAGCAGUAGUAGUAUGAACCUCUCGAUGAGUACUCCAACCUUGGCAGUGGCUCCAAAUACAACCGACCACCACCACAUUCAUCAUCCACCGCCCACCAUGGACUGAUGAAAGUUCCCUCCUCACAUCCUCUGGGUCAAGUUAUGGAUGCGCGCUCCAUUUCAAGGUGGAGAAAUCUCCACGAUCGACAUUCUCAUUUUCUUCGGACAAACAUACGAUUAUUGUAUAGCUCUUUUGACGUACGACUAUUUAAAUAUCACAAAUUAUUGAAACCUUA